AUGUCAUCAUCCGGAAAUAGUCAGCCGAACAAUGAAGCCCCUAUCCUUCAUAUCGACGCUGCUACAUUUCAAGCCGCGGUAACAGUUGUUGUGGCAGCUGUCCUUACAAAUCUCAACACUGGCAACGCAAUCACGACUGACAAAGGAAUUGAAAAUUUCGAUUGUUGUAUCAAUCCAGGAAGCCAACAAAGGGCAACAGUCAUGGAAGUACAAAGUCGUAAAACCAAGAAGAGGAAACGAUAUCGCCAAGCUCGAAGGGAGCGUCAACGAUCCCAAAGACUUGUCAUGCAACAGCAACAAGUGGCAACUCCUGCCCCUUCAGCACCGGCACAACCAAUUUCUCAAGCCCCCGACAUCGGGACAAACUCUGCACACAAAGGUGGUGGUAAAACCGGACCCCAUAAAAGGAAAGUUUCGAAGUGGAUGAACGAGGAUGUCACAACUAGAAAUUUUGUGUCAUUUCGUAUGGCUGGUUUCCACCACCCUGGAGAUCCCUACUUUCCUAAUCAGGGAAAUAACGGAUUGCUAGAGGAAUCCAACAAGGACCCUAGAGAGGAACCUGAAGAGGACCUAGAAGAGGACCCUGAGGAAGAGGAAGAAGAAAUUGAAGAGGAACCUGCGGAACCCGUGGCAGAUGAUGGUGAAGAAGAGUCUGGUGACGACAUCGAUGAUGAUUCGGACGCAGAGUCCGAAGUCAUCAACCCACCAUACCCAGUGAGGGUACCGGCUCACUGA
Molecule: messenger RNA, 735 nt
Organism: Lactuca sativa (garden lettuce)
Lineage: Eukaryota; Viridiplantae; Streptophyta; Magnoliopsida; Asterales; Asteraceae
Source: RefSeq, a predicted model, not a curated record